CUUAAGAUAAAAAAAAAUGCAAAGAGCAGUUUUUAACUAGCUUCCCUUCAAAGUAUUGACAAGUUAACCUAAGCUAAAACGUUCAAAACAUGGCCAGGAAAAUUUUGUUUAAUCAAACAAAUCAAACUUUAGUUUAAGUUAAAUGCGUCUUCGAAGUGUAAACAGAAAAUGAUGUAGGUCAUCUUCGUUACUUACACAGCUUUAUUCAAAUUCAACGAAGCCUCAAGUGUGUUGUGAAGUUUGACCCCAUGGCUGAUAACUCCAACUCCACCGUAGAACCUCGCUUCUGUUUUCUCGGAAAUGAUAAAGAAGUAGAGGUAGCUUUGGCUGUCUUCUAUAGCGUUAUAGCAAUACUGGGAAUCACUGGGAAUGCUUUGGUGAUCAAUGUCGUCCGACAGAACCGUCACAUGCGAACCACUACGAACAUUAUGUUGGUCAAUAUAGCAGUGUCUGAUAUUCUCUCGCUAAUCUGGUCUCUUCCAAAGCGUUAUUUCGAUAUCGUGGACGCACACCCUUCGGAAGAAAUGGGGAAGUGGUUGUGCAAGUUUGUGACCGCUAGCAACAUGGCGGCUAUUACUUUGGCGGUAUCCGUGUAUACGUUGAGUUUGUUGGCAAUCGAGCGCUAUCAUUCGCUCGUCAAGCCGUUUCAACCGCCAUGGAUAAAUGAAAAUAACGUGGUCUACGCAUUAGCAACAACAUGGGUGGCGGCGAGCGUCGCACAGAUCCCAGCGUUCAUUGAAACGACGUUUAAUGAAGUCAGAUGCAGUUGUGAAAGUCCGUGGACGAGCAACGACACCGCCCGUUCCAUGCGAGACGCCGUGGUCGUUAUUAUCACGGUGAACAUUUUUUUCCCAAUCAUUAUCAUCAGUUUUUGCUACGCGUUAGUCAUCAACGCACUUCAUUUUAACAAUGCGAACAGUGCAAGGACCUUUGAUCCCAGAGAUCUCCAAUCCAAGAGGAAGAUCGUGAAACUUCUGAUGAUAGUAACAGUUGUGUUUUAUGCCUGUUUUCUCCCGUUUGGUUUGUACAUGAUGAUUCUAGCGUCGAAUUACGCGGAUAAGCUCGGUGAUGACGGAAAAAACGCACUUUCGAACGGCUUCGAAGUUGUCAAGCUUCUAAUGUACCUGAGCUCUUCCCUGAAUCCUGUGUUGUACGCAUUUCAAAGUUCUAAUUACAGAAACGGCUUUAAAAUGUCUCUCCCGUGCUUGUUUGGACUUCGCGUUAGAGUUAGCGCGGAAAACAGCCGGCAAGUCAGCCUUGCAAAUAUUCAAGCAUAAUCUCCGCUCUUUAAUGAAAAGAUAGUUUUUUCACCUUCAAAUUGCUGUGUGUUUGUGGUAGAAAAACUGAGUGGAUUUAUUCGUACUGAGUCAUGAACU
Pocillopora damicornis (cauliflower coral) is the source of this 1376-nucleotide messenger RNA. RefSeq names its product allatostatin-A receptor. Gene Ontology annotation, biological process: G protein-coupled receptor signaling pathway. Gene Ontology annotation, molecular function: neuropeptide Y receptor activity. The record is from RefSeq and is a predicted model, not a curated record. NCBI's taxonomy places the organism in Eukaryota, Metazoa, Cnidaria, Anthozoa, Scleractinia, Pocilloporidae. Gene Ontology annotation, cellular component: plasma membrane.